Messenger RNA from Eublepharis macularius, 1467 nucleotides. RefSeq names its product origin recognition complex subunit 6 (gene ORC6). Bases 25 to 789 code for a protein of 254 amino acids. NCBI's taxonomy places the organism in Eukaryota, Metazoa, Chordata, Lepidosauria, Squamata, Eublepharidae. The record is from RefSeq and is a predicted model, not a curated record. The transcript has 7 exons. Gene Ontology annotation, molecular function: DNA binding. Gene Ontology annotation, biological process: DNA replication initiation; DNA replication. Gene Ontology annotation, cellular component: nuclear origin of replication recognition complex.
UCGACCGGAGGGAGGGAGCGCUCCAUGGAGCGCGCCGGGAUCCAGCGCUUGGCGGCCAGGAUGGGCGUCGCUACGCCCGGAGUUAUCCGCAAAGCCGAGGAAUACUUGCGGCUCUCUCAGGUGAAAUGCACCACCUUGCUGGUUCAGAUGACAGCCACAAGCAACGCUGUGAUUUGCCUCGACUUGGCCGCAAGCUUCAUGAGACACCCCGUGGAUAAAAGCUAUGUAGUGAAACUCUCCGGUUUAAACAAGGCUGCUUACCAAAACUGCUUGAGGUCAUUUGAAAGCUUGCUUGGCGUGCACUCCAGCGUCGGCAUCCGAGACUUGGCCGUUCAAUUCGACUGCACAGAGGCUGUGAAUACGGCCUCCAAAAUAUUGCAGAGGUAUGAGUCCAGCCUGCCGACAUCUCAGCAAACUGAUCUCGACUUGUCCAAACCCUUAUUCACAACAGCCGCACUGUUGACCGCUUGCAGAUGCUUGAAACUGAAAGUGGACAAGAGCAAAAUGGUGGCUAUGUCUGGUGUGAAGAAGGCCAUAUUUGACCGCCUUUGCAGCCAGCUGGAGAAGAUAAGCCAGCAAGUUGCCCGAGAAAAUGUGAAGUUGACAGAUGAAGUGACAAGUCCUCAAAAGACUUUGCAGGAAACCCUUGGAAAGGAAGACUCUGCCAUGGCUGGAGUCAAGACACCUCGCAAGCGUCCGAAAAGCACAGCCGAACCCAAAGACGACUACGAAGAAUGGAAAAGGAGAAUUCUGGAAAACGCCGCUAAAUCACAGCAGGGCGACAUUUAAUUCGAGUGUUUCAGAACAGAGCGGGAGUCUGGAUUUUAGCUUCAAAUACAGUUUUACGUACUUCUUUCCCUGCUGUGACGAUUCGAACUGCCAAAAGGCUACUCCUGGCCCCCAAUAUACAGAUUACCUGAACAAGGCUGUAAUACUUGAACAAACCAUCCUAUUUUAUUGCUGUAACCCUCACAGAUGCCUUUUAAAUGUACCUCAGGUUCCCUUUAAUCCAGGUUUAGCAAGCUGAUUCCCGUGUAACCAUGUUCUCAAUAUGCAGCCUAAAGCCACAGUACCAAGUUUGGGAUUCAGUGCUAUUAAAUUACCCAUCCUGAUUAAAAGGCAAGCCUUGCGUUACAAUUUUAAAUAUGCCACACACAAGUAAAAAUCUUUUGUCUUCAGCGGAACUUGCAUCUAGGAAAGAGGCCUAGAGUCUAAGAAUUAAGUACUGUUUUUUGCCUUUAUGUGUGAAUGCAAGAACCAGCUACCCGUUAACUAUCCUUUCUAAAGACUUCAGUGGGUUAAAUGGAGGACUCUGCAAUUUUAACCCUACAUUUUAGCCUUUAAACAAUGAUUUUAAAUAUGGCACGUUUUCUGAAAUCUAUCUUCCUGAUGAGAAUUUUUACCUUGUCUUAGUAGGACUUGCUUCAUCUAGAGAAGUUCUAAUAAAAUUUUAAUUGUGCCUUUUCA